AUGAUUCCUGUAAGGGCUAGGGUCUUCAGGAAUGUGAAUGAUGAAUGGGAAGAGAUGUGCAUGGGAAUAGUCUUCCGUAUUGAAAAUGGCUGCAUUUUUAUUGAAGAUGACGGGACAGGCAAGUGCUUUGAGAUACUGCUUAUCGAGAAGCAGUGUGGGAAGUCAGAGAGACACGUUGCAAUUGUAUACGACGACAUUGAGGAGUAUGCUGUCUGCUUUGAGACUGAAAAGAUUCGAGAUGAUUUUGUCGAGUUCGUUGAAAGAGAUAUCCUGGGCAAAGAUGGUAUGGGCAUAGAAGAGGCUUCAGAAAGGGGAGCAGGCGUCUUUUCGAGUCUCCUCAGGACAAGCAAAUACAUGGAUGCCUCUGUAUUUGGAAAGAUGCUUGAAAGUAGAGAUGGCGUGCUCGAUCUUCUAAGGAUGGAGAGCUUCCACUUGUUCAGAAUGCUGCUGGAAAACGGGGAGAAGGUAUUUGAGUUGUUUGGUGUUUCUUUCAGUAAUAAGAUCACACCAUAUGGGUUCUAUAGAGAAGUCGUGGCAAAAAAUCUAGAUGAGGACACUGCAAGGGUCUAUGAAGGCUUUCUUGUCAUGAUGAGCAAGCAAGAGUUGACAAGGAAUGAGAGCAAGGUGGCAGAAAUGUCUGAUGAAGAGAUAAGAGAUUUCCUCAAGAAGUGUGGAGGGAGCAGCUGUAAAGUUGGAAAUGUAGAAGCGUACUUGGAGAGGAUCUACAGAGAUAACGAGUACUUCUUCGAGACUUUCUACUAUCUCUGCUUUAUAUUCAGAGAGAAGAUGUCAGAGGCAAUUGACUUUGCGCGUAUUCUAUAUAAAACCAAGAGUUUAAUAGGUGAAAAGAGUUUUGAUGAUGGCCUUUUGUAUGUCAUAGAAGGACUGUAUGUCUUGCUGGAUGUGUGUAAACCCGAAAAGCUGGACAUGUUCUACAUGGAGGUCUCGGGUCUCUUUGACAGCCUAGAAUCCCAUCCAGACUUGCAGAAUCUUUUGUUGUAUUUGCUUGCCAACCAUGGAUUUAGGACAAGAGAGCUUCUGGUUAACACAGGACUGAUGGAGCGGAUAUUUGCAUCCAGGCACAAAAACAGCAUGAGCCCGGUGUUCAUCUCAAAGGUGCUCCUCCAGAUUGUAUCCUGCGGCAGCAGAUUCAUCCACAAAUAUUUCAUAAGGAACGAUCUAUUCAGGAAUGUUGCAGGAAUGUACAGGCAGAGACAAAGAGACGCUGCAUAUUCCAUAUUCUUACAGGCAUUCACCGAGGCAAAUGGCGAUAUGAAAACAUAUCUUGAUAAAUACGCCCAGAGCUAG
Encephalitozoon hellem ATCC 50504 is the source of this 1308-nucleotide messenger RNA. RefSeq lists its product as uncharacterized. NCBI's taxonomy places the organism in Eukaryota, Fungi, Microsporidia, Unikaryonidae. Bases 1 to 1308 code for a protein of 435 amino acids. The record is from RefSeq and is a predicted model, not a curated record. The transcript has a single exon.